Serinus canaria (Common canary) is the source of this 2666-nucleotide messenger RNA. RefSeq names its product small integral membrane protein 38 (gene SMIM38). The transcript has 2 exons. Lineage: Eukaryota; Metazoa; Chordata; Aves; Passeriformes; Fringillidae. Bases 682 to 813 code for a protein of 43 amino acids. The record is from RefSeq and is a predicted model, not a curated record.
GUCCAGGAGUGUGGGUCUGGUGUCCAGUUCCCAUAGGAGAUAUUGAAGAUGGCAAUAGGGUUGCACUUCAUCUUCAGCUCCAGGGAUUUUAUCCUUCUCUUGGACAUCACUGGAAUACAGAGGGGGAAAAAAAAACUCCUCCAGUGUUGUUUCCUGCAAAGACCAUUCUUAAGAGCUCGUUGGACAGCUCAGGACUCUUGAAGUGAUAGCUAAUUGGUGAAAGAAAGGCCCUGAUUGUCUUGAGGGAACUGGAAAGUGCUGCGUGUGCUGCUGAAAGGGACUAGGGAGAAGGUGCCUGGUUUCGCUGAGCAGCUGCUGCUGGAGAUGUUUGGAGAUUACAUCAGCAUUGGAAAAGAGGGGCCAAAAAAAAAAGUCCAACUUCACAGAGACGGAGUUUAUGGAGGUUUUUUUCCUCCUUCCAAAGGUCUUCUGACAAUACUGUCAUUGUCAAUAUAAGAGUUGUUAAUUCUUUAUGAAUAGCACAUGGGGCCUCUUGACUAAAUAGUACGUUACAUGUCCCAAAUCUGUCAGCUGGACUCUUCUCUCACAUGCUAGUGAGAUCACUUUGAUUGGAAUGUUAGAGGAAUUGCUGGGCUGGCCGUGCAGAACUGAAUACUGCAUUAUAUAAUUAGAUCUCCCAGAGUAUUUCUUUUCACAUUACCUCUUUAUUCUAGCUUAAAUAUGGAAUCAUUCCUUUUGAUGACUUUACUGGUUGUAAUUAUAUUAAUACGAUUCAUUUUGUGGUCCUGUCUUAGUGCUUAUAUAGAUUAUAAACUGUCCCAAAGGUUUCCUGGCACAAAAAAAGAGGACUAAGAGACUUCAAAAGGCUCGUUCAGCUUUGAAUUGACAAUGGGGAGAGCUGGGUAAGGUAAACGGAGCUAGAGCAGCUUUUACCUUGGGAUCUGAUGAGAGAGAAAUGACCUGCUGAGACUGCAGCUGAGUGAAGAUCCUUCAGAAAGCCUUAUGCUGACAGAGGGGAAGGAAUGUCAACUGAUUGAGUCAAAUGACUUCCUAUCCAACUUGGGCAUGAAUUUGCUGUUGGGAACAGACUUGUGGACUUCUGCCAAUUAAAUGAUGUGGACAAGCAGGAAGGAACCCUCUUGCUGGGCAGUCCAAGAGUGCUCAGUGUCCACAUGCCAUGCUGUGGGCUGGCAGGAGUGGAUUUUUACCUGGCUGGCUGAUUUGUUACCAAAUUCCUCAUGGCUCUUCCCAGCCAGUCAGCUCGGAAUUCCUCUUCAGCACCAGCAAUGGGUGGGGUGACGAUGCGAGUGAGUUUUGAUACCAAAGCCCUGCAAGUGACCUUCAUGCCUAGCCUGAUACAGGCACCCUACUAGGACACCGGAGGAUUUGACUACUUGCCCAAGGACAAAGUGACUUGGGAUUUCUUGGUUUAACUUACCUGGCAAAAGCAAGUAAAUUUUUUCAAAUGAACUGUCUUCUUUAAAAUAGGUGUUAAAUUAAGUCAAACAACCUGAAUCUUACUGCAACUCAGUGUAAUACUGUCUUUUAAGAGCUGAAUUUUUUACAGUAAAUAUGGGAAAAUUGUAUUACCUUGCCCAAGAAAUGCACUAUCCUUGGCCUAGUCACUCUUUGAAUUUUUUUUUAAGAACCCUUCUUUUUCUUUCAUCAUUUUCUAUCUCAUGUGAAAGGGAUGAUUACCACUUCAUAUACUUAUUUUUAUAUCUCUCAGUAGCUCACGUGAUGAUAUCAGAGUUCAACUAGGUAAAAGCCUACAGUAUUCCCAUACAGAGCUUCUGGCCCAUUCAUGACUCACAUACUCCUACAGGCUUGUCAUUAGUAAGUGCUCAUCAGCCCUUGUAAUUUUGUCUUUAAGAGCCUCCUAAAAAUCACACAUGAGAUCUGGUAUGUGCUUAGGCAGUGAAGCAGGGUAAAUGUCAGGCCAAUUGAUUUCAGCAUCAGAUUUUAUUUAUGGUGGAUGAUCAUUCUACAAAACAGCCUGUAAUGCUUGAAGGUGCAUGUCAUGAGCUUGAAAUCCUGACAGGCAACAAUAAAUUAUAUGUAGAUGUAACUGACUCCUUGUCUGUUUCUCUGAUUCUUAAUUUUAAUGAUGGUUCUGUCCAUUUUUUGUUUCUCCAACACCAGCAAACCACAAGAGGAAAGUGAAAUGUUGUCUACUUGAUGUGCCGACAUACCUUUUAUGAUGAGUAACUGGAAAAAUAGUGACAGUGUUCCAUUUUUCUUCUUUCAGUUAAUCAUUGCUAUUCUGAGCUGUUGUGUGCAAAACAAAGCUUGUGGAGAAAUUGAUAGUGCCUUUAAGAAAUAAAUCUUCUCAUUCUUUAUUUCAAUCCUAUGGAAAUUGCAUUUGACAGUGUACUGUUUUUAUAAUUGUUUAAAAGUGUGGAUGUAAUGAGAAGCCAGACAGGUGAAGUUGUGGUUUACUGCCUUUAACGUUUGGGGAUAUUGGAACUGAUACCAGUGUGGAAUUCACAACUUUCAUUUUUUUUAUCCCUGCAGGGCAGCGUUUCAAGUUUUCCCUGUAAAUUAGAGCUUGUGGUCUUGUUAUGGACCAUACCCUAUGGACUGGAUCCAUUGGUAUUUAUGUACCUAAAACAUUUGAUUUGGACCUUAUUUUAGUCAUGUGAGUUGCACUCUAAUUAUAAGAGUGGUCUGGCCAAAUAUUAUUUGGCAUAAUAUUGCUCUAUAUC